ACUGCUCCUCUCAAGGCAGUUACAAUUCGCGUACGGCAACGCCAACUGUUUCCACCCCGCCAGUGCCAGUGCCAGUGCCACCUCCAAUUCUGCCCACCCACCUUCCAUAGGUUCGAGAUGAAGCAGACCGUGGUCCUGUACCCCGGUGCCGGCGUCGGUCACGUUCGCCCCAUGACAGAGCUCGCCAACGUCUUUCUCAAGCACGGCUACGACGUCACCAUGGUGCUCGUCGAGGAGCCCCUUAAGUUGUCAGACUCCGGCACCACCGUCAUAGAGCGCACCGCUGCCUCUAACCCGUCCAUCUCCUUCCAUGUCCUCCCGUCCAUCCAUGCUCAAGACUUUGCCGCCUCCGGCAAGCACCCUUUCUUACUCAUGCUCGAGCUCUUGCACUAUUACAACGAGCAGUUCGAAGCAUUCCUCCGCGCCAUCGACCGGAAAAGCUUGCACUCUGUUGUCCUCGACAUGUUCUGCAUUGACGCCACCGACGUUUGCAUGAAUCUCGGCGUCCCUGUCUACACGUUCUUCGCAGGGAGCGCCUCGUGCCUGUCAGCUCUAACCCAGCUCCCGACACUGAUUGCCGGCAGGCAGACAGGCUUGAAGGAACUCGGGGACACGCCGCUCGAUUUCGUCGGCGUUCCGCCGAUGCCAGCGUCUCAUCUCAUCAAGGAACUGCUGGAGCACCCCGAAGAUGAGAUGUGCAAGGCCAUGAUGAACAUCUGGAAGCGCAAUACGGAGACCAUGGGCGUUCUCCUCAACACGUUCGAGUCGUUGGAGAGUCGGGCGGUGCAGUCUCUGAGGGGCCCGCUCUGCGUUCCCGAAAGGAUCCUGCCUCCGAUCUACUGCGUCGGUCCAUUGGUCGGCAAGGGCGCCAAGGAUGUGGAAAAAGUAGAGAGGAACGAAUGCCUCGAGUGGCUCGACAUGCAGCCCGACCGCAGUGUCGUGUUCUUCUGUUUGGGGAGCAAGGGCACGCUCUCGACAGAGCAGCUGAAGGUGAUGGCCAUUGGCUUUGAGAGGUCAGGGCAGCGGUUCCUAUGGUCCGUGCGCAUGCCUGCGGGAAGCGACAGCCCAGAAAAAUACUUGGAAGGCUGCCCUGAGCCGGAACUUGACGCGCUCCUGCCUCAAGGGUUCUUACAGCGGACCAAUGGCAGGGGUCUGGUCAUCAAGUCGUGGGCACCGCAGAUGGACGUGCUCGGCCACAGGGCAACUGGCGCGUUCGUGACACACUGCGGAUGGAACUCGGUACUGGAGGCCAUUGUGGCUGGGGUGCCGAUGUUGUGUCUGCCGCUGGAAGGAGAGCAAAGGAUGAACAAGGUGUCUAUGACAGAAGGCAUGGGCGUCGCUGUGGAGCUGGAGGGAUACAUGACAGGUUUUGUGAAAGCAGGCGAGGUGGAGGCCAAGGUGCGGCUCGUGAUUGAGGGUGAGGAAGGGAGGCAUCUCAGGGCCCGGGUAGCUGCUCUCAGGGAAGAGGCCAAGGCGGCCCUGGAGGAAGGUGGCCCGUCGCGGGUGGCGUUUGCCCACUUUCUGUUGGAUGUUGAUAAUCUUGGAAAGCAACUCGGCGAUUGACGCACUAGUAUGUACAUUUAUGUUGCCAGCAUGUUGCUGCCCUAUUUA
Messenger RNA from Triticum aestivum (bread wheat), 1611 nucleotides. RefSeq names its product anthocyanidin 5,3-O-glucosyltransferase-like. The transcript has a single exon. NCBI's taxonomy places the organism in Eukaryota, Viridiplantae, Streptophyta, Magnoliopsida, Poales, Poaceae. The record is from RefSeq and is a predicted model, not a curated record. Bases 118 to 1563 code for a protein of 481 amino acids. Gene Ontology annotation, molecular function: UDP-glucosyltransferase activity.